AUUACUUUUGUUUGUUUAUGUAUGUAUGUUUACGUUGAGCAUAUUUAGCAAGUGGUAUCUUUGUAACGCAAGCAACAACCUGAUCAUUUCAGUAAUUAAGUAUGAAAGGAUUUAAAGAGAACAAAGCUUCUAAUUUAAAUAAUAAACGAGUCUCGUCGUUUGCUGCUCGUUUGGCAAUGGAAUUCCCAGGCAACCAAACUUCUAAUUACGAUCCUUUAGUCUCAUGGAUAUCAGCUGUCCGUGAAAACUAUUCUGAAAAUGCGAUAGAAAGUUCGGAUAAUGAUAAUCAAGACAAUGAUUCAAAUUGCGACGCACUGGUCGUUUAUAAAGAUGAACCAAAACAUACUAGAUAUUCUUUUUCAACUGGUUGCGCUCGUUUAUCGUAUAUGAAAUCCAAUGACAAGCAUAAGGAUUCCUUGAAUUUAAACGAUACUCAUACUAAUGCUAUUAAUCGUAUACCGGUUAGGUCAGUAUCUGAUAAAGUACCGCGUGUUAAGUCAGAUCAUCAACACCUGGUAAAAAACUCGAAGCCAUCAGACGUAGAAGAGAAAGAAAACAUUGGCUCCGUGGAAAUCAUUGAGCUUGAAUCAGAAGAUGAAAAGUUAACCGUCCACUCCCCUGAAAUUAUGAGUGAUGCAGAGAGUUGCAGAGUUUCACUGAUGGAUGGUUUAUCAAGCAUGGAAAACGGUUAUCCAGUUGAUGGCCAAGGGUCCUUCGUUGACGUCGAACCGGUUCGCUACAAUCCUAAUGAUGAUUUGAAGGAACAGAUUGGUUAUUACCAAGAAUACACCGACAGGUUUUUACUCAAAGAAACUAUAAUGAACUGGGAAGAAAGAGAACCUACAAUUACGGAAAUUUUAUCGAGAAAAUACUUAGAGGACCUUGCCAGUCGUGACCAUCGUAGUGGUAUCAAACCGUUCUUUUUUUCCUGAAAUUUACUAUGUUGAUAGUGUUUAGUAUAUAGAAUGUGUAUUAUUCACCAAAAAUACCACCA
Schizosaccharomyces cryophilus OY26 is the source of this 994-nucleotide messenger RNA. RefSeq lists its product as uncharacterized. Bases 102 to 932 code for a protein of 276 amino acids. Lineage: Eukaryota; Fungi; Ascomycota; Schizosaccharomycetes; Schizosaccharomycetales; Schizosaccharomycetaceae. The transcript has a single exon. The record is from RefSeq and is a predicted model, not a curated record.